CGUUCCGAGAAGGGCCGACCCAGGAGUGGCGUCCCGGUUGGAGGGCGGGCGGCGCGGCGUGGUCAUGGACAGCGGAGGGAGACCGUCGCUGGGCCAGUUCAUCCUGCUGGGUACCAGCUCCGUCGUCACCGCCUUCCUGUACUCAGUGUACCGGCAGAAGGCCCAGGUCUCCCGGGAGCUCAAGGGAGCUAAAAAAAUCCACCUGGGUGAAGAUUUAAAGAGUAUUCUUUCAGAAGCUCCAGGAAAAUGUGUGCCUUAUGCAGUUAUUGAAGGAGCUGUGCGAUCUGUUAAAGAAACCCUGAACAGCCAGUUUGUGGAGAACUGCAAGGGGGUGAUUCAGCGGCUGACGCUGCAGGAGCACAAGAUGGUGUGGAAUCGAACAACGCACCUCUGGAAUGACUGUUCCAAGAUCAUCCACCAGAGGACCAACACGGUGCCCUUUGACCUGGUGCCCCACGAGGAUGGCGUGGAUGUGGCUGUGCGUGUGCUGAAGCCCCUGGACUCGGUGGACCUGGGCCUGGAGACGGUGUACGAGAAGUUCCACCCCUCGGUGCAGUCCUUCACGGAUGUCAUUGGCCACUACAUCAGCGGCGAGCGCCCCAAAGGCAUCCAGGAGACGGAGGAGGUGCUCAAGGUGGGAGCCACACUCACGGGCGUCGGCGAGCUGGUCCUGGACAACGAUGCCGUCCGCCUGCAGCCCCCCAAACAGGGCAUGCAGUAUUACCUCAGCAGCCAGGACUUCGACAGCCUGCUUCAGAGGCAGGAGUCGAGCGUCAGAUUCUGGAAGGUUCUGGUGCUGGUCUUCGGUUUUGCCACGUGUGCCAUGCUUUUCUUCCUCCUGCGGAAGCAGUACUUGCAGUGGCAGGAGCGCCUGCGCCUGCAGCAGAUGCAAAAGGAGUUACAGGAGCAGGUGUCCCGGAUGCUGAGCGAGGCCCAAUCCGAGGACAGGGAGGGCCUGGGCCCCACCUGUGUCGUGUGUCUGACCAACGUCAGGUCCUGUGUCUUCCUGGAGUGCGGGCAUGUGUGCUCGUGCAGCGAGUGCUACCUGGCCUUGCCGGAGCCCAAGCGCUGCCCCAUCUGCCGGAGGGAUGUCACCCGGGUGGUCCCACUGUACAACAGCUAGGCAGCAAACAGCCCUCCCUGCCUCAAGGGCUG
Messenger RNA from Ochotona princeps (American pika), 1155 nucleotides. RefSeq names its product mitochondrial E3 ubiquitin protein ligase 1 (gene MUL1). Gene Ontology annotation, cellular component: mitochondrion. The transcript is spliced from 4 exons. The coding region runs from base 65 to 1123 and encodes 352 amino acids. The record is from RefSeq and is a predicted model, not a curated record. NCBI's taxonomy places the organism in Eukaryota, Metazoa, Chordata, Mammalia, Lagomorpha, Ochotonidae. Gene Ontology annotation, biological process: protein ubiquitination; organelle organization. Gene Ontology annotation, molecular function: ubiquitin-protein transferase activity.